AUGCUAAAAACUUAUGAUGGCGUUGAACUUUACAAGGACGACGAAAAGGCUGAGCAUCUGUCCAAGUUCUUUCAGUCGGUUUUUACGAGAGAAGUCGCUGUACCCACUGAUCACUGUAAUGUGGACAAUGUCCCGACAAUUGACUCAGUGGUUCUUAAAAAACCUAUUGUUCAACAGGAAUUACUGAAGCUAAAAGAAGGGACUUCGCCCGGUCCUGACGAAUUACCGGCAAAGUUGUUGAAGGAAUUAGCCACAGAAUCGGUAGAACCUCUGAGCCUCCUCUUCCAAGCCUCUCUUGAUGCAGGCAGACUGCCUCCUGAGUGGAAGACUGCGUGGACUUCACCGAUUCAUAAAAAUGGCAGUCGCGCUUCCGCAAACAACUACCGGCCAGUAAGCCUCAAUUCCAUAUGCUGCAAAGUUAUGGAUCGAAUUAUCAAACGCGAACUGAUGUGGUUUUUAGAGCAAAGUCAUCUUCUGUGCGAUGCACAGCACGGUUUCCGCAGAGGGAGGUCCUGCUGUCUUGAACAGUGGACCCGAGCGAUUGAUGAAGGAAACGUUGUGCAUGUGGCCUACAUAGACUUCAAGAAGGCCUUUGACAGCGUGCCACACCAACGUCUCCUAUACAAGCUCAGCCGCAUAGGGGUAAGAGGCAAGCUUUUGAAGUGGAUUGAAAACUUUUUGGUCAGUCGGUCCCAGACUGUUCGUCUUGGUGGCCAGCAAUCGGCAGAGGUGACGGUUACGAGCGGAAUACCUCAGGGUUCCGUUCUUGGCCCUAUCCUCUUCCUCAUCUAUAUUGAUGACUGUAUCCAUGGAUUGGACUGCAAAAUUGCCAUGUUUGCUGACGAUAUAAAGCUUUGGACCGUCAUCCGCAACGAGGACGAUGAAGCAAAUUUACAGGCAAACUUAGACCGACUUGAACAAUGGUCAGGCCACUGGCUCCUUCCAUUUAAUGUUACCAAAUGCAACAUUCUGAGGAUUGGCAGAACCAGCUCUGCGCACCGACAGACGUACUAUCUAAAUCACACACCGCUGCCAGUGGUAGAGGUUCAGAAAGACCUAGGGGUGUGGAUAACAUCUUCACUAAAGCCAUCAUUCCACUGCUUGAAAGUAGCGAAAUCCGCAAUGUCCAGCUUAUAUCUCAUUAAGCGGGCAUUUGCAAAGUUCGACGAAGAGUGCUUUCGCAAGGUCUUCAGGAUGUUUGUGCGCCCACAGUUAGAAUUUGCCAUUCAGGCCUGGAGACCCUGGACUGUUAAGGAUCGUACCACCCUCGAAAAAGUCCAACGACGGGCAACCAAGCUUGUCAGAGGUCAUAAAAACCUACCUUACGAAACCAGACUUUCAAAUCUUAACCUCUUUUCCCUGGACUACAGACAACUCCGUGGCGACUUAAUUCAAACGUUUAGAGUGUUACGGGGUCAGGACUGCUGCCUCGCAUCCGGCGACUUCUUUGAGCUGGCCACCACUACUAGCUUGAGAGGACACCCUCUGAAACUACGUGUGGCAGGAGCGAGACUGGACGCAAGGAGGUCCUUCUUCAGCCACAGAGUGGUAAAGGCAUGGAACGCCCUGCCUGUGGAUGUCGUCAUGUCCUCAUCCGUGGACUCAUUUAAGAGAAAGCUUGACCAGUACAGGGAUAUGUACCUCCACAGCAUCAGAAACUAACGAAUUCCCCCCUUUGCCACCCGCCCCAUCCAACGUUUUAUGUUACAAAGCAUGCUACUCCCUACAUUUUAGUAACAUUAUGUUUUACAAUUUUCGCUAUCUCCUGACCGCCACAUAUGCGCUUGCUUUGAUAUUACUUGGUCCAUUCAGUACCGUAUUGGAUAUUUUACAAUUUUGACAUAGAAGGCAUUCACAGACAAAUUCAUACAAGUGACCAAUGCUCGUUGUAUGUAAUUGCUUACCUAAUUUUUUUCACACUUACCUCACACAUUGUUUUUUUUAUGACGUUAUUGUAACCAAAAGGGAGUUCAAAGGCGCUCGCCUACUUUUCCCUUAAUAAAUCUGAUCUGAUCUGAUCUGGUCAUUGUGACAUCCUUUCAUCUCCGUGAUCAUGCGCCUAUUGUUUAUUUUGCAGUUGGUAAAGCUAACGCGUUGUUUCCUCUUUCCAAGGACAAUUCUAUGCGAAUUUCAUGAGCUUUACGCAAGCUGACGACCUUUCACCUUAGCUCAUUCCGUUUUAGACGGGGUCCUUCGAAAUGUACGGAUUUAUCUGUUGCUGCCUCCCCUUCCAAACUUUAUUAUAUUUGCAUACAUCGUCUUUUAAGUUUAAUAUAAUAGCAGUUUUAUUGUUUAGCGUCCGGAGGGAUCUAUCGUUAAACAAUUAGGACUACUUCGAAUGAUAAAAUAUCAAUAAAAAAAUACUGCGUUAAGGAUCUACGUGAGCAGUCUUCUGUACAAUGAAAUUUGGGAAUUAUGUUAGUUACAUAAGGUAAGCCUAUGACGUCCACUGGCGAUUUGCCCAUCCGUACAUGAUACCUGUAAUGACAAUUUUCACGAGUUCCAAACUGGAAGUCUUUAGACAGAAGUGUGAAUUGUCAGAGAGAAAGAGAAAAAAGUUCUAAAUUUGGAGUGUGCGGGGAGUUAAGGGUUCCGCACUUCCGGUAAAAUAUUCCGGAGGAAAACGCGCUUCAAGACGGGAUGUGGAGGAGCAGGGAGAAUUCAUUCCGACGGCAGGAGACACAUAUAAAUACAGAUAAGCAGGCAAGAAUGAAACCUCCUUGCAGUGCACAUGGAAAUGCUAGGAUGUGGGUGGACCUGAGGUGGGACCGCCAAUGGGGAUGGAGACACGAAAUCUUAUCGGCCAGGACGGAAUUAUCGUCAGGGUGGAUGGCGAGUGAAACGGAGGCGGUUCAGAACGCGUGCGCACAAAACUCUGAUUUUCUGCUUGAAGAGUGGGUUAGGGAGACAACUGUUUUUCGUGAAUUUUGCCUGGGACUAGACUGAGAAAGGUGGGGUUUCUGAUGAAAGACCAUGAAAGUUGAAACCAAACACAGAGAGCGAAGUGCGAGCGGACGAGGUGGUUUUAAGAUGGUCUUUUAAUACCCGGAUAGCUCUUUUUCAAAGUCAUGGGGAAAGCUUCUCAAGAAGGAUGGGGUAAAUAAAAGGUUAGUCACACCCUUACUAAGACAAGUUUAAUCUUCUCUCAAAAACAGAUAAACUAACUAACGAUCAUAUAUCGACUGACAGAUUAUCCCAAAAGAAUGCAUAUUAGGAAGAAAAGAUGAGAGAGAGCCCCUCGAGAUGUGCGGAGCGGGAGAUUUAAUGAAUAAGUAAGAAUUACGAAAGCUUUUUAGACAACUAGAAUGGGGUAAGAAUUGGAAUCGGAGGAAGAUUUAAACUACCCUUAGUGCGUAAAAGGAGACAGCGGCCAGCAUUCAGCCUCCGAACCCGAGGAAACUUGAGAUUAGUUAACUGGGAUCUGUUCGGGUCGGAAGUGUCGGAAAGUACCGCACAUAAGAAUUUCACAGAAAAAUGUCUUUGGAUAUUUUCGAUUUUAGGUCGGCUAGACUAGUUCGUCAAACCAAAGAAUGGACAGCAAUAUUCAAGAAUAAUAAGGACAAGCAUUCUUUAAAGUUUUUGUUUGAUUUUGGAAAGGUAGGAAUUGUAAGAAAUAAAGCACAAACAUUGGCAGCUCUGACAGUUAUUAUAUCGGCUUGCAGUGACAAAUCUGGAUUUUUGGUGUAGUUUAAACCUUGGUCCUUGAUAAUGGAACAUUCACUUAUAGGAGCACCUUAAAAAUCAUUGUCUAGGGUAGUCCUUCUGGUCUAAAAUAAAUGUAGUGAUAUUUCAAAGGAGACAAGUCAAUUAGCAGUUCUCAGUCCCAUUCCGAAAGAGAAAGAAAACCGAAAGGGAACUGCUCCAGGCUGUGCUGGGCCGUAGAUUUCGAGAAAGCCUAUAUACGGUUGUGAUCACCAGUAUAUAAUAAAGAUCAAACGUGUUUACCUGCUGGUGUUUCAUAAACAUGAACUAAACAUUGUACAGUGUUUGCCUACCCGUUCUAAGAUCCUCUCAAAAGCGGUUUUUACCCACCAUAAUAAUGCCCAAAUAGAACAAUUUAUCUAUUCAAUUCAAAACAAGAAAAAAGAGAACUUAGCACGUUACCUUGGAAAACAAAGUUAAUAAUGGGGCCCUCAUCUGAAAAUGAGGACGAUCCGCCUGUCAAACUCAUUUUGGGCAGUUUAAUUUAAUUAAUUUAAUUCCUCCGCGUUAUAUCAUGCGUGUCUUCAACGGUAAUGGUUCACGUUACAGCCGAGUUUUUAGUAAGCGUGUAUAGUCACUAUAUCAGCGACGGUUCACUCCUUUUCGCAGCAGACAUUCUUCGACAGGGGGUCAACGGAACUUCCAGGAAAGAAGAAGGGCGUUCGAGCAUUGGAACAGUUUGUUUAUCUUUCUGAGCUCUCUAAAUCGUGCAGGAGUCCACCGUCAAAGAUGACAGCAGCAGCAGCAGCAGCAGCAGCAGAACUAACGACGGUUUUUAGCUGAUGUUAACCAAUGAACGGCCACUUUCGCACGUCCGUUGGGGACUACGUCGGGCUUUGUAUACCGGCGCCAGAUUGAUACAUCGAUUGAUCGAAUUUCCAUCCGAAACCCAGACUGCGCGUAAUUGUCAACAAUUGUUCGUUUGGGUCCUCUGGUUGUGGGGGGGGAGGGAGGCAAACACUUAUAAAUCAGCCUAUAAACACCCUCGGAUAGCAAUUCCGCAUAGAGUCAUUGAGGAUAUCGCGGGUCUCAGGUUUUUACUUCUUUGGGUUGCCUCAAUUAAUCUGAAUACCAAUAGAGAUGGUUCUCAUUCGGUUUCGUUUCGAGCCAUCGGGUGGCUGCUGUGAAAACCGAGAAUUUAUACUUUAUUUGUUUUCCCUAAAACCGCGUCUCACUUCCGGCGGUAGAACUUCGACUGACGAGAAUGUCGAGGGUAGGCAGCGACUGUUUUUGGCUGUGCGACAGAGUUACGAAUCAUCGUAAGUGACUGCCUGCAUCUUUGAAACGGGUUGAGAGUUAAACUCCGUAGUCACCAAGACGAUCGAGUACGCUGAGAGCAAGACAAGCCGAGAAUUGCUUGCACUCCGAGUUUCGGGUGAGAACUCAGUCGCUCGAUGCAUCAAUCUGGCGCCGGCAUACAGAGCCCUGUGUAUUUCCCUACAAACCUGUGAAACAGACCGUUGGUUGGCUGAUAUUCCCUUAAAACCGUCUUUAGUUUUAUUGUGGCCGUUAGGAUUUCUAACACUGGACUCCUGCGCGAGUACAAGAGCUCAAAAAUAAACAAAUUCUUUUGGGGCUCAAGCAGUCUUUUUCAUUCUUACUAAUGCACACACCUGGAACUCGAACAAUAACUUGCAUUCAAUAAAAUGUCGGGUGUCUCCAUUUGUUUCGUGCUCAGACAGUUGUCCCACAGGAGGAUAAGACAGUCAGUCCCACAAUGCGGCGUUUUGGGUUUACUUUCGUCGGCACCAUUCCAGCCUUCCGUAAAGAUGAGAUCAUGGAAAUAGUCAUUAGCAGAUCGUAGCGGGUUAUUUAUCCGAAUACAAAGCUUAACGCUGAUGCUAGCCUUCAAAUUAGUCUAUCCUGAAUCAUAUUAGAGUCCUUUGUUGGCCAAUCAGAUUACCUUUGUACCUAUCCCGCAAGCCUUGAAAGCAGGCAGCUAGUACUGGUCAUUGAAACGCUUCUUCGAAUAAUGGAAUUAUCGUUUCCAGUACAGCAGCGCUCAUCCCGCGUUUUAGGUCAAUUCUUCCAUCUUUACAUUCCCAAUCGAAUCUCGGCACGUGUGCCCCCCUUUAACGCUUAAACUCACACAGUCCCCAGUAGCACUUGGGCCGCAAUGCACCGCUGCAUCUAUUCAGUUCAGUUCAGUUUAUUGGGGGAAAUAGGCGUAAGCUUUUGACUACCAUAUUUACGAUGUAAAAAAUGUGUGCUAUACAGAUAAACGUUUGACGCUGAAAUAGUUCAAACGAGCCCAUAAUGGUAAGACAAAAUGAGAACGAGUUACAGAGGAUGAGCUCGAUCGCUCGUUGUUCUUGGUCAUUUAGGAACAUAAAUAUGUUCAGGUACUUUCUAAAAAUUUGUAUCGAUGGUGAAAUCACAAAAUCUACAGGGAGGGCAUUCCAUUGUUUGACCACUUGGGAACAGAAGGAGAACUUGCGCACGUCCAGCCUUGCCUGCUGAGUUCGCAGUUUAAAUGAGUGACCUCGGAGUUUGGUCGUGGUAGCAAAUUCAAAAAGUCCUCAAAGGCCAGACUGCAAUCCAACCCCUUUACAAUGCGGAAGGCUUGCAAGAGAUCCCCGCGAAGUUGCCUGUAACUCAAAAGAAAGAGGUUCCGAUUUGCUAGGCGGGUUACACAAGGAAAGGAGCUUUGACUCCUAACCAUCUUCGUGGCUCUCCUCUGGACUCUUUCGAGGCAGUUUUGAUCCUCAACCGCCCACAGUCUCCAGGCUUGUAUACCGUACUCCAAAUGCGGCCGGACGAAUUUUCCGAAUGUCUUUGAGAAGGCAUCUUCGCCAAAUUCCAUAAACGCUUGGGUGGAAUCUCGUUUGGUCCUGGCGACUUCCAUUCGCCCAGCGCCUCUAAUUCUCUUUGAACAACACCUGAGUAGAGUAUAUUACCUUUGCUUGAAGUUCGACAGUUCGAAAAUUUGAAGAUAAGUGGAGGAUAGUAUUUUAAGUGGUUUUUCUUUGAGACCUAACGAUUUUAGCCCUUGUUUUUUGUUAAAUUUCCUUCAAUACACGCCAAUCCACUCAGAACAGCCUGUCUCCAUCUCCUUUUUGAGUUCUCCUGAUUUGUGCCUGUUGAUCACUAGUCGCACUCUGUUAUUCACAUUUUGUGCGUUCGAUUUCUCUCUAACUGUGUAAUUUUACAUCGCUAGCCUCUAGCUGAAAUUCAGUCACCUUGUCUGCCACAAGUUUUCUUAAUCACAACUUGCCUCGAGACGAGAUCAGAGUGAAAGUCACAGGUCGGCGAAAGCUCUCGGCUUCUGUACGUAAGCAUGGCUUAACUAAAUCUAAGUCCGAAGGCUUACCUAAAUCUACUUCGGAAGGCUUACCUAAAUCAAAGUCAGAAGAUAUAACUAGUCAGUCGUCACCCGUUUUAACCGGUUGGCAGCUUAAUCUGUCUGCACUUGACAACUGCAAUGACGUCAUGCAAAAAAUUGGCACUCUGCUGUCAAUUCUUGGGAAAUUAUUCGACAGGAACAUCCCCGAUAUUCUCUCUGAAGAAUGUAGGCGUCUUGACUCACGUAUUCACAUGAUCGCCAGUGAAUCUAGUGAUAGACAAAGGCGUGCUUACAACUUCUUCGAUCUGCUCGGCCAAUUGAUGCUGCCACCAAUUUCCAGUAUUCGUGCGGUUUCAACUACAAAAUAGCCGAUGCUAAAGGCUUGUCCUCCCGUAACAAAAAUCCACCCGUCUUAGUCAAAUUAUUUUCACCCAUCGAGGUUGACACAAUCUUUGCCCAUCGAGAUCCUGUGUCAUGAUCUUACUCCUAUGGAACGUCGAAUCGGGUCUCUCUCCUCACGUGAACCCACUGCUUCUCAGACUAAUGCUCACCAACUCGGUCGUAGUAGGAGUGGCCGUGAGGAUUCAGCUUGUACUACUUCUGCGACAUCUGGCUCCAUCCUCCCCUUACUCCUACAUCCCCAUCUCACUCAGGUCACUUGACGCAUUUGCCUGUCCCUAAACUGAUAGCAGCAGCAGCCCCAUUUGUCGUUUCGUAUCCUCCGAAUAGCCCCCCUGGGAAGCAUGAAAAUCCGUCUACAUCAGCUAGACCGAUAACUUCCCCUGGUUAAAAGGGUGCUGCAAGCUCUACAGUUAAAUCACGUGUGGCUUGGCGUCAGAACGGUGAGGCUCCAAAACUGAAUCAGACUCCGACCGAAAAGAAAGGUAGUACAGUUCCAUUUAAGGGUACGACGCCUUCUCUUAGAUUUGCCAAGCCUUUACAGCCCGGCUUGUUUACAAACCUCGCAGCCCCAAUUAUAUCCCCAAAUAAUUCUCUGUCCUGUGUACCGGUUACUUAAGAAAGCCCUACUACAUAUCCAGCAAAUAAUUCAUACGUGAAUGGCCCUUAGUCCUUUAUGUCCCAAUCUAGUUCAGGCUUCCCACCACUUAAGGCAAAUUGCUUUCAGGUAAGUCAACCUACCUCCUUUGACUGUCAACCUAAACCUGGUUUCCCACCCUUUUUGUUCUUAUAGCUGCCUACCCUCCCCCCACCAGCCUCGUCUUUCCUUCUAGGUUUCCUCCACCUCCCCUUCCCCCACAAUUUAAUUACCAACAAACCUAUCCAUGUUCUAACUCCCCUAGCAUUCCAAUUUUCGAAACUUUUAUCUCCAUAUCCUUUACGUCUUAUACUCAGCCUUCUCUUACUGACUCCCCGUACGUCAAUAUCUCUAGACUAACAGGUACUUAUUCUGCAAGCAUCAUAAAUUCGCAGCGUCCAUAUCGUCCUCCGAAUUUUUUUAAAAGCCCUCGACAAUAGUAUUGCUGUUCGAAACACGUAAGAUAUUAUAUUAUUGAAUGCCAGGUCUGUUAUAAACAAGAUGGUCCAAAUCAGAGCCAUUGCUCUCGAAAUGACGCCUGAUAUUAUCUGUGUAGCAGAAUCUUGGAACCAUUCUCUAAUUCCUGACUCUGCCCUUCUCAUAGCUGAUUUCGAUUUUCACCCUCAAGACCGCACGACUAGGCGUGGGGACGUUUAUCUUCUUUAUCUUAGAUCCUACUUUAAGCACUCUCCCCAUUACUUGGAUGUUUCCCCAUUUACAAGAAACAUCUGCUUUGCAUCUGUUAUUCUAUCACCGCAAAGACAGGCAAUUAUUGGCUGUAUCUACAAUCCCCAAAAUUCUUUAGCCUGUGAUGAUUCAUAACUCCGUGAAAUCUUUAAAUUAGUUUCGGAAGCUGCUUUCGAUGUUAAAAUAAUCACUGGGAUUUAAACUUUCCUGAAAUAGACUGGGUUUCCAAUAUCUGUCCACCUAGAUUACAGUCCUUUCCAGAUAAUGCUAAUUUUUCUAACUGGUGAAAUUGAUGCGCUCUCCAACAAGAGAUAAUCACAUUUAAGAUCUAAUUCUUUACCAAUGACAUUGCUCCUCUUUUUGUUGUCUUAAAAAGGACCUCUUUGACAGUGGCCACGAAUUAAUUCCUUGUUGCUUACCGCCUGCCUUUUCAAAGAAGAUCAGCGCCGUUCGGACUUGCAUUAACUAUGAUUGCGUAGAUAACGACUUAAAAAUAACUAUAAUAGAUCUUUGGUUUGGUGUGGCUUUUUCUCCUAUAGCGAUGCAACCAUUCUUCGCGACGCCAUCUACAAUUUUUUCAAGAACAUCCUAGAGUUUGUGCCGCGUAGAUAUCUCAAGCCUACUUCUUCAGAUUCCCCUGUUUCUCAUUGUCUUCACAACAGACUAUAACGUUGAGACGGUAUUUGCGUGACUCAUCCACUAGUUCCUUAUCAGUUCAUCUUAGAAUCAUAGAGAUUUUUGAGAUGACCUCAAGGGUACGCCAAGCGCACGACAGGCAAAGAGAAUCACUUGCCCUCAGUGAUUCGAACCCUGGCAAAUCCGUCGCCAACAUCUUCCGUCAUCGGUCCUCCUCUAAGCGUGGUCAUGAAAUUCCACCCCUGCUAAAUGACAACAAAGUCUUCCUCAUCGAUGACACUGACAAGGCGGAGUUGAUUAAUGCUUUCUUUGCAAAACACCUUAAUACUGAGUCCGAACUGGUCCCUUUCUUUCGCUUGCUUUCAGACAGGACACUGAGUACAAGUCGAUGUCUCUUUAUAUCUCAUUAAGAAACACAUACGUAGUUUGAAAAACUCAAGCUGCUCAGGAACGGACGGAAUUCCCAACUGGAUUAUUAAACUGGUAUCCGACCUUCCCAUAUUGCUUAGUCGAUUAUUCUCGGUUAAUACUUCAAAAGGAUUCCUUCCUGAAACAUGGAAAACGUCAAUUAUCUUUCCCGUCUUCGUGUUUACAUAAUAUUGCCGCGUUUUAUGGAUGUGAUUUCGAUUCCCGAGACGCAGCAUGGUGCAUUUGCUCAAAAUGAAGGACAGGAGCCAUAUGUGGGACCACUUGUCCAAUCGAAGAAGAUUUUCUUGACAGUUGGUUCCGUCGGAAGCAUCGUGGAUGAAUUUCCAGAUUUUAAUAUCAUCUGUGAACAUGAAACAAUCACAGUCCAGCUCCUCUACACAAUCGUUAAUAAACAGGAGCACUUAGCCUUGUGGGACUCCACUCUCUAUGGAAGUGUGUCAGGAUUGUUGUUGCCAAACGUAGACAAUCUCGGAACGGUCGACGAGAAAAUUAUCGAUUCUUUUGAGACGUUUACUUCUGAUAACUAUCAUUCUCAAUCUGUAAAGCAGACGAUGGCGCGGACCACUGCCAAACGCCUUCAAGGAAUAAAUAAAGGUCACAUGCACAGGGCGUCUUGCAUCAAGUGCUCAUGAUCGGCUUUGCAUUGCGUAAGGCACUUUCGUAACACAGGAUUUUCCCCUAUGAAAGUAAAUUGUGCAUUGGACAAGAAGUUGCGAAUUUUUAAAUAACCCGUAAACUCCUUUUUGAUGAUCUACUCCAUGACUUUGCCACAGAUUGAUGUCAGACUGACGGGUCUGCAGCUGAGCGCAAGUAUACGAUUACCAUCCUCGCAAAGUGGCGUAAUGCGGCCCGUUUUCCAGUCUAUGGAAAGGAUUCCUGCAGAGAACGAAAGAACAGUGGAUUGGCCAACUUUCAAGCAAGUUAUUAAGGCAAUUUUGCUGGAAUCUCGUCUAGACUUACACUCCUUCAAGAUUUUUAGUUGUUUAAAAAACACUUCUUUCUACUCAAAACGCAAUGUUUUCAACGAUCGGAUAUUCCAUGCUCUCCGAACUAGGUGGACUAACAAUUUUGCUGGUCUCCGCCUUUAGGCCCCAGAAAGUUCGAUGACUUUCUUGAGGCUGUGGAUGUUGGGAUGUGGAAUCAGGUUGUUGAUUUUCCCACCCGAGGCUCAAGUAUACUUGACCUAAUUUUCUGUAGAGGCUGCUUGCCAUCGUCAGUGUCAUCCCUAGGCCCACUCGGGGACUCAGACCAUGACACAGUUGUUUCAACGUUGGAAUUCGAGGCUGACGAAAUGUCGUCCCAAAAGUAUAACUUUUUCCGCGAUUUCCGAUCAACUCGCUCAACCGAAUUAUUAACACACCUUAAUUCCUACGACUGGACUGAUUUCUUCCUUAGUUCGGAUGUAAAUGUUUGCACUGCAAAUCUGUACGAAAUUUUGGAUCCGCUUAUUUCUCGUCUUUGUCCCCCGUAAGAAAAUUAUUAAUGUUGGGGAUGAGGUUUUCCUACCCUUACCCUUUCGUCGCAGAUUGAGCAGACUUUAUCGUCGUUUCCAUCUGCAGAACGAUGUUUCUGUUCUGCCCUUGAUUUGUGAUAUUUUUGAUCGAGCUAAGAGAUUGUCUGAAGAAAAACAGCUAGCCGAAGAGGUCCAGUUUACCGAAAACCAUUCGUUAAAUGUCUCGAAACUUUCCUCUAUAAAAAUACGAACUCAGAGAAAGACGCAGUAUCCCAUCCUUCGAGACGAUCUCGGAAAUCCCAUAGUUGAUGCCCAAUUAACCGCGGAUAGCUUCAAUGAUUUCCUGUCCAAAACGUUUAUUGAAGACUCGACCACUCCGCUUGCGACCAUCCAGUCAUUGACCGGGGCAGUUCUAGAAACUAUAACUUUCACUCUGUGGGAUGUGACUGUUGCGAUUCGGCGUUUUCGUCCAUCUUAUAGUCCAGGCCCUGAUGGUGUCCCAGUAAGCAUUUUAAAAGCCGAUGCAAACACGAUCUUCCCAUCCCUCUUAUGCAAGAUAUUUAAUCUUGCUCUUGAAAGUGAAACUUAUCCAACCUUGUGGAAGGAAUCACACAUUUUGCCCAUUCCUAAGCACGGCAAAUCUACAUCAUUUGAUGACUUUCGGCCAAUAAACACCCUCCCCGCAGUUUCGACACAUUGAUCAAAGAUAAGAUGAUGCGUCACAUAACAGCGAAUAACUUACUGAGUGUUGCUCAGCAUGGAUUCCUCAAAGCUCGAUCUUGUAACACCUGUCAACUCUCUUUCUUUGACUAUGUUCUCCAAUCUAGGGACCAUGGUUUUGCUCUUUAAACGAUCAAAAUUUUCAUUGGCGCUGGGAGGGCGAUAGACGCAGCAAAUGAGUAGGGAGAACUUUUUUUAGUGCAACCUGGAGCCAACAGCUGCCUUCUUUUGCGGAAAAGUGCGGGAGGUCCAACGGCAAACAUGUAAGUGUUUGCUUAACGUAGACGCAGUUGCCCCCACCACGGCUAUCUUGGCGAUCAUUUCGAAUGCAUUUGUAGCCUAGAAGAGAGAGUUCGGAGUCAGCUACUGAGGCUGAUGCCCACGUCUCAGUUACUAAAACAAUAUCAGGACAAUGGUGUCACUUAACAGUGAAUAACUUGCUGAGUGCUGCUCAGCAUGGAUUCCUCAAAGCUCGAUCUUGGACACCUGUCAACUCUCUUUCUUUGACUAUGUUCUCCAAUCUAGGGACCAUGGUUUUGCUCUUUACACAGUAUAUUUCGAUUUCACUAAGGCUUUUGACCGUGUUGACCAUGCUCUUCUCCUCUUGAAAUUGUCCUCUUUCGGAAUAGGUGGCAAACUUUUGAAUUUUAUAUCCUCUUAUUUGGGCACUCGCACACAACGAGUUAAGAUUUCCAAUACCAUCUCCAACCCCACACGUGUGAGGAGUGGAGUCAUUCAGGGCAGUGUACUCGGCCCGCUUUUAUUUUGCCUUUUCGUUAAUGAUGUACCCGAUUUAUUUCAGAAUGGUAAGCCUUUCAUGUAUGCCGAUGAUCUUAAAGUUGCAUAUCGAUAUAAGCCGGCAGAUCAUGACAUCGUGCUUGAGCUCCUAAAUAGCGAUCUACAGGCUUUCGCCCAGUGGUGCCGCACAUGGCGCCUUUCUCUUUCUUGGCAUAAGUGCUCAGUCAUGGUGGUUGGCGACGACCACCAACCUCAACUAAAUAUUGAAGGUCACUCCAUAAAUGUGCCCAGGGUUAUAAAGGAUUUGGGCGUAUCAUACUCCAAGAGUCUCAAUCUCUCGGAGCACUGUGCCUUGAUAGUCUCCAAAGCACGCAGAACGACCGGGUUUAUCCUCCGAAAUUUUAAAACUAGGGAAAUAAGAAUGCGCCUUUUCAACAUGUACGUUAGACCUGGCCUGGAAUACUGUUCGUUUUCAUUUAGCCUCAUGCGUGCUACUGAGCGGAAGAAAAUAGAAUCCGUUCAACACUUUUUUUACCAAGAGAAUUUUAACCCCGGAACACCGACAUUUGUCUUACCAAGAACGUUGCCGGCUUACAGGCCUCGAUCAGUUAUGGUUCCGUAGAUUACAAAAGGGACUAUUUUUGCUAUUUAAACUCUUAUAUAAUCACACAUUUAACCCACUCACCUCUUUAAGACAUCAUAUCCACCCACGACGUAACAGUCACCGUGAGGUCAUUUUAUUUCUGCCUCUGGCACGUACUGUUAAAUAUCGUCGGUUCUUUUCUGUAAAUGCAAUUGUUAUUUGGAAUAUACUACCCAUGAGUGUAAAAACUCUGCAAAAUUUUCCUUUACUUAUGAGAACUAUUACUCGAUUUUUGCAUUCAGAAAAGCUCCCACAAAUUUUGGGUGCUGAAAACUCUGAUGGCGUUUGUGGUCUCUAAACACUAUGGCCGGUCUCACCAGCUGUUCCUCAACGCCUCUAAUUUGCCUAUCCCCAACUUCAUGAAAGGAAUUUGACGUCCGGUAAUCUCCGAUACCGUGAAACCUCCCCCCUUCUUGACGGGGAUGGCGUUUGUGGUCUCUAAACACUAUGGCCGGUCUCACCAGCUGUUCCUCAACGCCUCUAAUUUAGCUAUCCCCAACUUCAUGAAAGGAAUUUGACGUCCGAAAAUCUCAGAUACCGUGAAACCUCCCCCCUUCUUGACGGUCGAUAUUCUACCACCGCCGGCAGUUUUUUCUCCUGAGCCCUCCAAACAAUAAAACCACCAUCAACUAUAUUUUUAUCCCUUUAGCUCAGGAGUUUUUUUUCACUGCCGGUCGGAUUUAUGUUUAAACGCCUCCCUUGACAAUGCCUGUAAACUGGCAUUAAAUAAAAAUUUAUUUAUUCAUUUAAAUUUAUUUAAAAGAAGCGAAGAGGCGAGUACCAGGAAAUAGUCGCGAAUAAAAAGAAACGAUCCCUGGAACAGGAGUUUUGUUUGCCUGACGUUUUGGAUUCUCCCUCGAAUCCAUCAUCUGAGACAGAGUCAGAUAGGGGUGGUAAAUUGUCUAGGUGUUGCAGUAUUUGUAGGAUGUAGUUGCUAGGUCGAUACAUGCCUAUCGCAGUUGGCAGCCCCCGAGUGCAUCACUUCCGACUGGCCAGGUGUUGAAGUACGAAAUUGUCGUGAACUUGCUAUGCGCUUGUGUGCCGAUCAAGAUUAUCGAUUCCCACGCUCAUCGUACGCAGUCAAGUUGCUGACGGCCGGAAUUCGUCAUGCGUUUGGACCUUUGGGCAAUUUGGCUCGCCAAUAUUGACACAAGGAACAGUGGUCGUCCGGAUGAUGUCCUCACGGCUAACUAAUUUGCCUAAACAAAGCCUCAGCGGCGAAUAUGGAGGGGGAGGUCCUUGUCCUUGUUGAUUGAGAACCGGAAAACCGUGACUUGACCAUUUCGCGACUCUCGCAGUUGACACCUCUAACAAGAGUUUCCGCUUUUUCAAACUUGAAUGCGUGGUUUGGUUCCGUCGGUGAACAGCGGCUUUGAAGCGGACGCCUUUCCUGCUCACCGCUACUGCGUGGUCGGCCAUCCGCGUUCCCAGUAGUCUUCCGGUUUCUCCAGCAUAAUUGCAUUGCCCUCAGCUGCACCCGACACGGUAAACAACUCCAGAUGUUUCUCUCCGUGGCAAUGUCUCUUUGGCCUCAUGAUCCGGUGCCUUAUGAUUGCCUUAGGUCUGUGUGCUACUCAAAUUCCCAAGGGUGUGAGAAGGCGGUUGAUGGCUUCUGGGACAUUCUUCACGUACGGUAGCGUUGGCCAAAAUUUGGGGCCGGCUGGAUUUCGCCUCUCGUCUCGUUUUGCGCAGGCACUGGUUGACGAAGUUGAGCGGGUGGCCAUUCACUCUAAGCACCUGUCGAAGGUAUUGUAAUUCAACAUCCUUUCUUCCGGUUCACUCCAGUGUGUUGCCACACGCUGAUACAGUGUCCUUAUGUAAUUGCAUUUGUCACUGAUUUGGUUUGGUGUUUGUAUAGUUCCUGAAUACAUUGGUUUUUUUGCCACCACAAUCUUUGUGGCAGACAAAGACAUCAAGAAAGACCAGCUAGUUGUUUUCCUAUUCCUCCAUCGUGAAUUGGAUGUCCGGAAAUAUGCCGUUGAGAUGGUCUUCAAAUUUCAGCUUCUGGUCCCGUUCGAUGACGACGAAGGCAUUAUCUACACACCGAGCUUACGCCAAUAAAACUCUUGUCCCAGCUAUCGUAUCUCCUUCUUUGGGACUGAAAAUUGUUUCUCUUGUGAAAACUGAACGGAAGAACCGAGAAAAAUACUCAUUUUGGUAUAUGCUGUCUGGUAUCUCCAAAGGGACAAAUAUUCCUGUUCUGUAGGUCUUAGACUAUUUGUUGGCGAUGACAUACACUGCCAAACAAGACGUUUGGAAUGGGUUGAACUGAUAAUAGGGGGUUCUGUUUGCCAAUUUAUUACGACUAAUAUGUGUGCCGAAGCGUCUGCUCUGAAAGACGAAGUUUCUACAUGUUUAUAACACCAACUGAAGAGCAAAAACACCUUCCUAGCGCAAGCGAAAGUUGCUGAUCGAAUAACGUCUGAGCGUUAAUAUUUGCAGAAAAUUAAAAUCAUUCUGUGCUCAUAAUAAGCACAAGCUCGGAAUCUGCCUCAAUUUUCACGACCAGUUUCCCUUACUAACUGGCUGCGCAAGCUAAUGCGCGUAAUUAACUGUCGGGCACUGUCACUAAGCUCAGUUAAUAGAGUUACGCAGAGAGGAAUUCAAGACCCAGUUUGAAAAUGCGUACUGAUAAGAACGAACACUACAAUGGGGGACUGGAGAGCCCACAAACUUCAAAAUCUGGUGUUAUUAUACAGGUAACGAAAAUCAAGAUUAAAUAAAUAUGCCCGAAGUUGCCGAGAAAUGUCAUCUUCUCUAGGGUCAAGUGGUUGGCCUACGAGCAUGCCGCAAUCGAAUAUGAGCAGUCCUCUUUUGUUAUAAUUUUGUUAAUAAAAACAAACACUAGAAGCGGCAGAUUUGUCCUGAGACUUUUCUUCGUCGCACUGUUCGGGCAAAUAUUCACUGGUACGUAGCCUGUUAGCGGUGUUACCUAUUGUUUGGUUGCCCUUCGAAUUAAAUCAGCCUUCUGCGGUAAUUUCUUUGUUGAUACCUGUCUGUGUUCGUAUGCCAUAAAAAUGCUGAAGAUAGGUCAAUAUUGACCGUCUUAAUUUCGUUCUCCCUGCAUAUGAAUUAUUGCUAGUGUGUAAAUAAGAGUAAGGCCCCGUGCUUGUUGUUCAAGACGCCUAUUAAGUCGUCAGGAUCGUCUCUCAUCAAUUUGACAACAAAGAACAUGAUGCUAUUAUUAUUUGAUAUCCAAAGAAAUCUAACUAUGCACCGCAGCACCCUCUAUCUUCAAAUCCACAAAUCGCACAAGAAUGCAUCAAUGAACAUCGUGCGAUGUCGGUGCCUCCUAAGGCUCUUCGCCCCCGCAUCGGGAACCACCGUAUGCUGGAUUAGUGCCCAGGCACUGCCUCUUCUAGAGUAGAGGGGUGUCCCUCCGGUCGUAGCUUGCAGUUGAAAAUGCGCCAAAAGAAGUAGCAGAUUGGCUAGUUUUCUUCCUGCAGUGUACGGUUUCUAUGACGUUUGGUGACGCGUAGGGUCACAGGUUUGACGCCAACCCUGCAGUUAGGACAAUGUCGUCCGACAAUGUAGUUUUUGAGGUGAUUUUAUUUUUAUACAAGGCCAAGAACUGACAGUUAAAAAUUCACACAGGAAACCAUUUAAAUGUACGUGCAAUAAGCCAUGGUGUUACAAAUCCACGCUGAUCCAGCUCUUCCUGGUUAUUUUUCCUUCGUGCGCACUGUGCAAGGACUUGUCAGUAAUUUUUCUGAGAAAAUCUCGAACCUCAUUCUUUCAGCACCAUUUUCUGUCGUUGUUUUUUGACUGUAAUUGUAACCGUUAUGAUCCUCUGUGCGACUUUUAUUUGACGAUAAGUGAUUUUCUUAUUCAACCAUCUACACAUACAUGACCGCCGAUUUUUUGUUUAACGUUGGCAAACAAAAACAGUCCUACUAAAUGCGAUCUAAAAACCUGCUAAUUGUCGUUAGAUGUAGGUUGAACGUCAAGUACCUCGCCUGGUUAUUCUAAUUGUGCCACUCAUUGGCUGUGCUUCAAAUUCUUACUAUCUAGCUCCCUAGAAUUUUGCCAUUACACAAUUUAUAAAAAAUCCUAUAAGAACUUCAGCAUGCACCCCUAUAUGCAAAUUUAUUUCGUUUCCAAAACAACUGACCCAAAGGAAUUCCUCCUCAGCAUUGGCGCCUGCUUGUUGGUAAUCCCUCAUAUUCGUGAGUCCUGCGAACCCAUUCCAACUCACCACACGGAUUUCUGUGUUUCAAUGGUCCUGCCCGAUUGUUGUAGUCACUUUGCCUGCGCUCUGACGUAAUAUCGAUCUUGGUCCAUUUCCACACCCACUGUUCCGAUAGUAAAACAAAGUCAGGUCGACGGAAGACUGACAUGGGUGUUGUCAGAAGUGAGUGCAAGACGUGAAAUAUAAAUGACUCAUGCUACCAUCCUAUCAGUUCCGUGGUAUGUCGCAGAAUAUCAAGGCGAAAAACCAGCACGAGAGCUCAAGUUGGCUCGGUGGCAAAUAAAAAUAUGUGAGCAACGCUAAGAGGAGAGACGUUCACCGAUAGUGGGGUACCUGUAUUCUGCCGUUUAAGUUAUCCUAUUUGGUUACCCACCUUUAGAGAUUGCAUAGCGCUUUGCACAACUCUCAUUAGCGCGCCUGUCACAUGCACAUUGUGCCUUACACGUAGAUCGCCAAUUCCGAAAGUGAGUGCUAAGCAAAUCUCCGUUUCGAUCUAUUGUCGAUCUACGCUUCAAAUACAAGGCGAAUUCAAUCUUCACGCUAGUGACAGUAGCGCACAGGGCUCUUUAGCCUCUUAAAAUGACUGAAUCCUGUAUUUGAAACGCCAGGACGGAAUUACACUUCGUAAUAAUAGCAGUUAAUACAUAGGGUUGGAUUUUGUCUUAGUAAACAGCUAGGUCAGGCGUCAAACUGAAGUUGUCCAGGUUUGUCUAACUACUCUGGAUUCUGCAGUAGACAGAACCGACUUUAGCUAAUAAGAUUCGUUCUAAAAGGCAUGCCUUGCAUGCACCAAUGAAUAGCAACCACGGCCGACUUGACUAAUAAAUUGUACGUAGCACUGUUUGUGGAAUACGUGCUAGUCCACGCUGACAUCGUCAAUUUAGUUACUUCGUUUUAUUUCAGUACGAUUUUUGUUAAACUACAAAGGUCGCACCUUUCGGUCUUAAGUUACUAACUUUCCGACUGUUAUAAACAUACUCGCUAACCAGGGGCAGAUGUUGCAAACUCGACGCCCAGGAGGACGGUUUGGCAUACGUUUCUCUUGCCUCCAGGUUAGGGUUUUCUCUGCUACCUCUGUAACAGUCAGCCGUCCUCACCAGGAUGUUCAUAACCGUCUUGCCUUAGUGGGACAUCGUGAAGUUCAGCUGCGCUAUGCAAAUUAGGAAUGAAUCACACGCAAUCAUAUAGCACGCCACUGCUGAGGCCUCACCUACAGACUCAAGUUCGAUGUCGACUAACGGACUGGCUACUGGCCCGAUGAAGACAAAAGUGUUCGACAAUUAGUUACACAGGAAAGUUCUCCGGCUUCGGCCUGUGGAUCAUGUCUUGGACGUGGUGCUUCACCACUGAUAAGUGGCAAUUCGUGUCAGUACCCAGGUAAAAGACUGUCUCUAGAUUGUUCGGCCACCCCUCAAGUAAAUGCCAGACAAAAACUCAUCCUCGACACAAUUUUUUCAAAUCCCUGUAUGGGUUGGUGCCGUCAACCCCGUAACCAAAAAUGAACGAAUGCAUUUAAGACCAAAUCGGAGGGAAUAUUAGAGUAAGACAACGACCCCUGAGCCUUCAAUCAACAACAGCAAGAUACGGAUCACAUUGACCUGUGAUGCCGUUGAUUUUGGGGCUCACUUAAUCACCAUUUGUGGCAAACUAUGCAGGUACCAGUAGUAAACUUCGCUAAUCAUUGUUUCUUUAGCCAUCGGAUUGUCUAUCGCCGUGAUGUCUAAUGAGCUGCUGAUUUAAAUUCAACAAAACUGUGCUUUUCCACACGUAAUCGAGGUUUCGUAGCCGAGAAAGUUGUCCAAUAACACCAUACGCGAUCGGCUUGUGUACUUGUUUGAUCGUCCUCGGGAUCCACUGGCUUUGUACCAUAUAUUAUUUACCACUUUUCCUCUCACAGAACGACCUGAUUAUAAUUAUUUGCAUUAAAACCCUUCAGAAUGGCUUUUUGCACAGCUAUGCCAGAGUUCGUUUCUAUCCAUGUCGUCGUCUGGUGUCCUUGCUAUUGCCAAAAAGAAUGUCGUUUAGGAAAUUUAUUUUCGAUGCCACUGUGUUUACACGAAAUUCAUAACUGUCAAGAAUCUAUAAUAUCCAGUACGCAAUCAUAACUUACCUACAUGCCUCUGCGGUCCCACUUAAGUCCCCGUAGCCUAAUACCAACUCCCGAAUUUCCCUUCCUCGUAUGGCGUUGAUGCACCUUAUUGGAUGGGAAACCUUACUUGACAAUCUAAGAUGACUUUGCUUAACCGACUAUACGACCUGGGUUUGUGCAGUUUCCAAGACACUGCUGGCUAGAAGUCACCUUACACGGGAUUUUUUUGUGGUAAAUAUGAUUACUAACGACAUUAUGUGCGAAGGCCACGCUGUACACUUCACCCACUGCUUCUCGUGCCCAGACUUACUAUUCUACCUAGGUGUUUGCGUUUAGUCCCCACAUCGCCAAAGUUCUUAUCCGGUGGGAGGUUGGCGUCUGUGUGUUUCACUGUUAUUAGAACUAACGUUGCCCUCGCAACGAGCUGCGCUGUAUGUGCGCUGAACCAAGACGGGGUCAGAUUGGUUCACGGCAUGCGUUAGUAGGGCUGCCUAGAGUCCACGCGAGCCUGCAGAAACUAAUAGUAGCACACCUAGGCGUAGGCUCCAUACAGUGUCAGCCAGCAGCGUUUAAUCCCAGCAUCAGAUGCUUGGCAGGCUCGGCCAGUCAACUGGUACAUGGGGGGAGGGGGGGAGGAGAGAGUGGGGCCGACUCUAGGGAAUCCACCCUCACGGCGUGUCAGCGCAUUCAUCAUUAUGAUAAAUUUCCCUCUGGCUCUUUAUGGCACUCACACGCACACAUGAGAUCCGAGCCGCCCUCGUGAAAGCUUCCUACACGUUGGAAUCAGUCUGCGCGUUGCACGCGUAGACGGAUUCUGUAGUCUUGUCAGCUGGUGCUUCCGAACCCAGUCCUGUUGUCUGGACGCUGCCCUGCCAUCAGAGCCAGCUGAGGGAGGAGAGAGUGCGGCAGAUGCUUCGUAAGUCUGCCUCACCGCAAACUAAUUCACGCACGAGUCUACAGCACUGCGCCCUCGUUGUAGGGCGCGCGAUGGACGUCGUCGUUCGCGACGGUCGAACUGCCGAGUAGAACCGACUCAUGGAUUAUCAGAAGCGGGCUGUUUCUACCCCGUUUCAGGACCUGUUGUGAAGGUCGAGGCGGAUUUGUUAUGCUGAUGCUCUUCCUAUGAGUAAUCCUACUGCUAGUUCAUCUGCCCAUUCCCAAUUAACGCUAGUCAUCUAACCUAUUUUUCUUGGGGAAUUAAGUACUACCUCCUGGCCUGCUUCCCUUUCUAGACAAAAACAAAUUAUUACACCACCACUGGCAUGACUCACUUAGCAGAUUAGGCGUCGUAUAUACCAAGAGGGUGGUGCGUUCUGAAUGUAGGCCAGGCAUUUUUCUUCCCAAGUCUGGGCUCAUGGCUGAUUAACCUCAGCACCAGAUAAGCAGACUGAUAUGCGGAGCUAGCCCUGACGGCACAGCGAGUCCAACUGGUCUCUUUUACGGACUACGGUAUGACAGGCUGUCUGCAGCGGUGAACAGCAGCAACCACACCUAGUAUUGCUGUCAACUACAAUUAAAGCCAACCCAGGCCUGUCUUGCCUCAGACGAGGGCUCCGCGUUGCUUUUAUUUUUUCCUUAUUCUACUCCUCAGUUCUUUUGCCUCUCCCGCCUGUCUCAUGCUCUGCUUGAUUCUCCCCUUAUAUCAGCCCCAGAUGCUACAGCCUGACUCAAUGCCUUCCCGUCGGCUGA
Spirometra erinaceieuropaei is the source of this 21294-nucleotide messenger RNA. The record is from the annotation of a GenBank genome assembly. Lineage: Eukaryota; Metazoa; Platyhelminthes; Cestoda; Diphyllobothriidea; Diphyllobothriidae.